Molecule: messenger RNA, 725 nt
Organism: Lucilia sericata (common green bottle fly)
Lineage: Eukaryota; Metazoa; Arthropoda; Insecta; Diptera; Calliphoridae
Gene: Atg8a
Product: gamma-aminobutyric acid receptor-associated protein
Exons: 3
Coding region: 184-540 (118 amino acids)
Biological process (GO): autophagosome assembly; macroautophagy; cellular response to nitrogen starvation
Cellular component (GO): autophagosome; autophagosome membrane; cytosol
Molecular function (GO): ubiquitin protein ligase binding; GABA receptor binding
Source: RefSeq, a predicted model, not a curated record
UAUAAUAGAAAACCAAAAAAUCGAUUUUUUUUUUUCUUUUCAUAGAAAAAUUAUCAUUCAAAACGUAGAAGCAAAUCAUAGCACAACAAAAUAUUUACAAAAGAAAAAACGAGAACGCAGUAGACAGUCGUGAAAAAAGUAUUGAAAUUAAAAUAUAUAUUUUGUGAAAAAAAUUAAUUAAAAAUGAAAUUCCAAUAUAAAGAAGAACAUGUUUUUGAGAAACGUCGUGCUGAGGGAGAUAAAAUUCGCAGAAAAUAUCCUGAUCGUGUACCAGUUAUUGUAGAAAAAGCCCCUAAAGCACGCAUUGGUGAUUUGGAUAAGAAAAAAUAUUUAGUACCAUCCGAUUUGACCGUAGGACAAUUCUAUUUCUUAAUUCGUAAACGCAUACAAUUGAGACCCGAAGAUGCUCUAUUCUUCUUCGUUAAUAAUGUUAUUCCACCAACAUCUGCCACCAUGGGUUCCUUGUACCAGGAACAUCAUGAGGAAGACUAUUUCCUUUACAUAGCCUAUUCCGAUGAGAAUGUUUAUGGUAAACGCUAAAGCAUUUAGCUUCACUUUGUGUGUAAUGUGAUCGAUAUAUAAAUUUGAAAGAGAGAAAAAAACAAAAUUUUGAAAUUCUUAACAAGGCUUUUGUGCACGUACGUUAAUGAGUAAAACAACAUCUAAGUUUAAUUUUAAUCUUAAAAAAAUUAUAUAACAAGAAAAUAUUGAAAAAAAUCUAAAAA